This is a messenger RNA of Triticum turgidum subsp. durum (durum wheat), 1143 nucleotides long. The record is from the annotation of a GenBank genome assembly. NCBI's taxonomy places the organism in Eukaryota, Viridiplantae, Streptophyta, Magnoliopsida, Poales, Poaceae.
AUGCUCUUCAGCAGCCUUUUCUGCGACUCAGCAUCGUCGGAGAACUUUUCUGGCCAUCCGGGUGUUGAGAGAUGCCCAUUCCUGAGGAACAUCAAUGGAGCUACAACCUUUUCAUUUUCUUCUGCUUUGCCUGUAGCUGCCCGUGGAGGCAAGGGUCCAAUCUUUGAGGAUGGACCAGGCUUUGAGUCGGCAUUCAAGCUUUUCCAUGGACAGGAUGGGAUAGUUCCCCUUUCAGGAAGAUCAUAUGUGCCUGAUGAGAACCGCAGUGAGAGCACUGAUGUCAAGCCUGAACCUGCUCUGCCCUUUAAUCCAUUGGCUGCUAGAGCCGCUACCAUAAGUCUAUCAGCAUUUGGACCAUUUGGGUUUAACUUCUUUAAUGGCAAGGGCAAAAAGCAGAACAAGAAGCCCAACAAUCUAGACCAGUCACACAAGAAGCCCAACAAGCCAGAUCAGAAUUCCAUGAAAAUAGUAUUAACAAAGGAAAACUACCUCUCAUUUGGUCUCCUAGGCAACCCACCAUCCCAUGAGGCAAUGAGCGAUGAAUGGCUAGAAAAUGGGCAGUGCCCACUUGCCCGUUCUUACCGUGCAAUGAGUGGCGUUCUGCCCCUUGUCGCCAAGGCUCUACAGCCACCAGCUGGUAUGAAGCUGAAGUGCCCGCCUGCGAUUGUUGCUGCACGAGCAGCCCUUGCACGCACAACCCUCGUGAAGUCCCUCCGUCCCCAGCCCCUGCCUGCAAAGAUGGUAGCCAUCGCAAUGCUCGGGAUGGCAGCGAAUGUCCCUCUAGGGGUGUGGCGCGAGCACACCAAGAAAUUCUCCCCCCAGUGGUUCGCUGCCGUGCACGCCGCCGUUCCGUUCAUCGCGAUGCUGAGGAAGUCUGUCAACAUGCCCAGGACCGCGAUGGUGUUCACCAUAGCAGCCUCCAUCCUUGGGCAGACCAUCGGGUCUAGGGCCGAGCGCAUCCGCCUGAAGACUCUGGCUGCAAAGGGCACCGCCGGCCCCGCCACCGCAGUCACUGUCAUGUAUCCAGACAAGAGCUGCAGCUGCAGCGACGCCGAGGGCAAGGCGUGGGAUCCUCUUGCGCUGAAGAUGCCUGGCUCUGCUAACGCAGGCGCUCCUGCACCUACCCCUAGCAUGUGCUUCUAA